GAAUGUACCUGAAAUAUGCGAAUGUCGGAUCGGCCAUUGUAAUUGAACUCAAAGAAAACUCUGAAUUUUAUUAAGCCGUCCGCUUUCGUGUCACGUAGUGUUGGUGUCUUUUAAUUUUUAGAGCCAGUGUAUCAAUAAAAAUCUACACUGUGGCUAAGGUGACACCAUACCCGAGUAUGUCUUAUUCCGGAAGGAAUAAAUUUGAGAUAGCUAGAUUUUCCGUUGAAGAUGAGAAUCAUAUUAACAGAAAACUGCCAAAGGAGUUACUGCUCAGGAUACUGUCAUACCUGGAUGUGGUAUCACUCUGCCGCUGCGCUCAGGUAUCAAAACUAUGGAAUAUUCUUGCAUUAGAUGGUUCCAACUGGCAGAGGAUAGAUUUAUUUGACUUCCAAAGAGAUGUGGAGGGUCCAGUGAUUGAAAACAUAUCUCGAAGAUGUGGUGGUUUUCUCCGGCAGCUAUCAUUACGAGGAUGCGAAAGUAUUGCGGAUGGCUCUAUGAAGACACUUGCACAGUCCUGUCCAAACAUAGAAGAUUUAAAUCUGAACAAAUGCAAGAAAUUGUCAGAUCAAACUUGUCAAGCUUUAGGCAGGAGGUGUAGUAAAUUACAAAGAAUCAACCUUGAUUCCUGUCCGAGUAUAACAGAUAUAUCUUUAAAAGCGCUUUCAGAUGGUUGUCCUUUAUUGACCCAUGUGAAUGUGUCAUGGUGUCAAUCAAUAACAGACAAUGGUGUGGAGGCAUUGGCCCAUGGCUGUCCUAAACUGAAAAGCUUCAUUUGUAGAGGCUGCAAGAAUGUAAACGACAAGGCGGUGUCGAGCCUGGCCACUCACUGUCCUGACUUGGAAGCUCUAAAUAUACAGGGCUGUGAUGUAAGUUUUAUUCAUGCUUUUUACCUAUUAAAACAGCUGUGUGCAUGCAAUAUUUUUUUUCAUAUAGAAUUCUAUACUAAUAUAUAUGGAACCGUAAACACACACUUCUUAGUUAUGAAGGAUGCAGAUAAAUUCAGUGUUAAUUUGCUAUUUUGUUCCCUACAACAGAAUUGCAGAAUGCUGGAACGUAUGGACUUAGAAGAAUGUGUUCUUAUAACGGACACAACUUUAGUUCACCUUUCUAUGGGUUGCCCGAGGCUGGAGAAGUUGACGCUGUCGCACUGCGAGCUGAUAACUGACUAUGGAAUCAAGCAGUUGUCAAUGUCGCCGUGCGCUGCAGAGCAUCUCACUGUGUUAGGUUUAGAUAAUUGCCCGCUGGUGACGGACGGCGCGUUAGAGCAUUUAACUUCGUGUCAUAAUUUACAACUCAUAGAACUAUACGACUGCCAGAUGGUGACAAGGAAUGCUAUUAGGAAAUUGAGGAGUCACCUGCCCAACAUCAAGGUGCACGCGUACUUCGCGCCCGUCACGCCCCCUGCGGCGGGGGGCGAUUUCCAUCAUAAAGUUCAUUACAAUUUGGACAUGGUAACUCACUUCGAGGCUGGUCGUUCGCUGACAUCGAAGAAUGCCCCACAAAAGUACACGAGUUUAUACUAA
Molecule: messenger RNA, 1523 nt
Organism: Papilio polytes (common Mormon)
Lineage: Eukaryota; Metazoa; Arthropoda; Insecta; Lepidoptera; Papilionidae
Product: F-box/LRR-repeat protein 20
Exons: 13
Coding region: 177-1523 (448 amino acids)
Biological process (GO): SCF-dependent proteasomal ubiquitin-dependent protein catabolic process
Cellular component (GO): SCF ubiquitin ligase complex
Molecular function (GO): protein binding
Source: RefSeq, a predicted model, not a curated record